Pochonia chlamydosporia 170 is the source of this 960-nucleotide messenger RNA. RefSeq lists its product as hypothetical. The transcript has a single exon. The record is from RefSeq and is a predicted model, not a curated record. Gene Ontology annotation, cellular component: nucleus. The coding region runs from base 1 to 960 and encodes 319 amino acids. NCBI's taxonomy places the organism in Eukaryota, Fungi, Ascomycota, Sordariomycetes, Hypocreales, Clavicipitaceae. Gene Ontology annotation, molecular function: nucleic acid binding.
AUGUCUCCUUUAUCACCUGAUAGUAUAGGGAACCUACGUCCCUCUACCGUGGCGUUGCGGCACAUUUUUGGCCAUUCCGAUCUUUCGCUGAACACGCCCUUGGCCUUGGAGGACACCAACUUUGGAGCUAAAUUACCGGAUUCUCCUGUCACUGAUCUUCUUCUUGUAUCAGCCGACAUUGACACUGGCUCAUUCCUGUCGUACAGGAUCCUGGAUAACGAGAAGCAGUAUUCCAUUGGCAUCUCCGUUUUAGAUACGCGCAAGAUACAAGCUCACAGCAAGUCCACAGCCCAAGACGAGCGGCAUCAACAUACUAUUCAAUCCUUCCAAUUCACCGUGGGACAGGGAACGUAUGUUAAUAGAGCAUGUCGCCGAUUUCUAUUCGGGGAAACGAAACCCAUCAUAUUUUCUGAAUUGAAAGCAGAGUUCGAUGCCAUCGUACAAGGUAGAGAAUAUGUUCUCAUCUGUCACGGCAGCCAAGCAGAUAUGAUGGUCCUGCGGCAGCUCGACAUCGGCCAGCAAGCACUCUAUAUUCUCGAUACCGUCUACGCCUCGCGAUUCCCUCUGCAGCUCGAUUUCCAACCUAGCUUAGGGAGGCUUCUGGAAGUACUGGGAAUACCGUUUCACAACUUACAUGCCGCCGGUAACGAUGCCCAUUUUGUACUCAAAGCUCUUUUGUUGCUUGCAGUUCGCGACGCCCGAGUCGAGCAUGUCGUCCCAAGCAAGGCUGUACUGGAAGUGCUAAUGGGUCUUGAGGAUAUCGCUCGAUCUCCUGUUCCAGCUCCGAAACCGAAGCCACCGCAAAAGGCUCCAAGGAUUAAACAGCCAAACAGCCAAAACAGCCCAAAAGGACGGAUACUGCUCGUACAAGGAGGAGAGAGCGGAGAAGACUGGAGAGAGAAGCUAAAGAGUUGGAAGAUACCGCCUGUGCUAACGACAAGUCUACUGUUGAUGUAUUGA